Molecule: messenger RNA, 3569 nt
Organism: Manis pentadactyla (Chinese pangolin)
Lineage: Eukaryota; Metazoa; Chordata; Mammalia; Pholidota; Manidae
Gene: MICAL1
Product: microtubule associated monooxygenase, calponin and LIM domain containing 1
Exons: 25
Coding region: 42-3449 (1135 amino acids)
Molecular function (GO): protein binding; FAD binding
Source: RefSeq, a predicted model, not a curated record
GAGCUAAAUAGAUGCUGAUGUAUGCUAAUGUAUGCUAAUCGAUGCUAACGAGGCGCGGAGGGGCCUCCGCGGGCCGCGCGCCGCCGAAGCCCACACCCCGCGGGACUCCGGGCGGCCGCCGGCGUCGCGCCGCCUCUCUCCACCCCCGCACGGGGCGCCCACCGGCGGGAAGGGCCUCCCAGCCGAGGAGCCUCCGGCAGCCACCUGCCUCUGCCUGCCUGCUCCCCUCCCUGGGAGCCCCAGGGGCCUCCAUGGCUUCACCCACCCCUGCAAACCCAGCACAUGCCCACUUUGAGAGCUUCCUGCAGGCCCAGCUGUGCCAGGAUGUGCUGAGCAGCUUCCAGGGUCUGUGCGGGGCCCUAGGGCUGGAGCCUGGCAGCGGGCUGCCCCAGUACCACAAAAUCAAGGCCCAGCUCAACUACUGGAACGCCAAGUCGCUAUGGGCCAAGCUGGACAAGCGAGCAGGCCAGCCUGUCUACCAGCAGGGCCAGGCCUGCAGCAACACCAAGUGCCUGGUGGUGGGCGCUGGGCCCUGUGGGCUGCGGGCUGCUGUGGAGCUGGCCCUGCUGGGGGCCCAUGUGGUGCUGGUGGAGAAGCGCACCAAGUUCUCCCGACACAACGUGCUGCACCUCUGGCCCUUCACCAUCCAUGACCUGCGGGCACUCGGCGCCAAGAAGUUCUAUGGGCGCUUCUGCACGGGCACCCUGGACCACAUCAGCAUCCGGCAGCUUCAGCUGCUUUUGCUGAAAGUGGCUUUGCUCCUGGGGGUGGAGAUCCACUGGGGUGUCACUUUCACUGGCCUCCAGCCCCCUCCCCGAAAGGGGAGCGGCUGGCGGGCCCAGCUCCAGCCCAACCCCCCAGCCCAGCUGGCCAGCUAUGAAUUUGCCGUCCUCAUCUCUGCUGCGGGGGGGAAAUUCGUCCCCGAAGGCUUCACCGUCCGAGAAAUGCGCGGCAAACUGGCCAUCGGGGUCACAGCCAACUUCGUGAACAGGCGCUCUGUGGAGGAGACGCAGGUCCCCGAGAUCAGCGGCGUGGCCAGGAUCUACAACCAGAAGUUUUUCCAGGGUCUGCUCAAGGCCACAGGCAUUGAUCUGGAGAACAUUGUGUACUACAAGGACGACACCCACUACUUUGUGAUGACCGCCAAGAAGCAGAGCCUGCUGCAGCUGGGCGUGCUGCGCCAGGACUGGCCGGAGACUGACCAGCUGCUGGGCAGCGCCAACGUGGUGCCAGAGGCUUUGCAGCACUUUGCGCGGGCUGCCGCGGACUUCGCUACCUGUGGAAAGCUGGGGAAGCUGGAGUUUGCCCAGGACGCCCACGGGAGGCCUGACGUCUCUGCCUUCGACUUCACCAGCAUGAUGCGGGCAGAGAGCUCCGCGCGUGUGCAGGAGAGGCAUGGUGCCCGCCUGCUGCUGGGGCUGGUGGGGGACUGCCUGGUGGAGCCCUUCUGGCCCCUGGGCACUGGAGUAGCCCGGGGCUUCUUGGCAGCUUUUGAUGCCGCCUGGAUGGUGAAGCGGUGGGCAGAGGGCGCUGGGCCCCUGGAGGUGCUGGCGGAGCGUGAGAGCUUGUACCAGCUCCUGUCCCAGACAUCCCCAGAAAAUAUGCACCGAACCGUGAGCCAGUACGGGCUGGACCCUGCCACCCGCUACCCCAACCUGAACCUCCGGGCUGUGACCCCCAAUCAGGUCCGCGACCUGUACGAUGUGCUGGCCAAGGAGCGCGUGCGGAGGGACAGCGACAAGAUAGACGCGGGAAAGCGCCUGACAGGGGCCCAGGAGGAGCUGCUGCGCUGGUGCCAGGAGCAGACGGCCGGGCACCCGGGUGUGCAGGUCGCCGACCUGGCUGCCUCCUGGGCCGACGGGCGGGCCCUGUGCGCCCUGGUGCACCGGCUGCGGCCUGACCUGCUGCAACCCUCAGAGCUGCAGGGCCUGGGGGCUCUGGAAGCCACGGCCUUGGCGCUGAAGCUGGCGGAGCGGGAGCUGGGCCUCCAGCCGGUGGUGUCGGCUCAGGCGGUAGUGGCCGGGAGUGACCCGCUGGGCCUCAUCGCCUACCUCAGCCACUUCCACAGUGCCUUCAAGAGCAUGCCCCACAACCCAGGCUCCGUCAGCCCCGGCUCUCCGGGCACCCCCAGUGCUGUGCUGUUUCUCGGCAAACUACAGAGGACCCUGCAACGGACCCGGGUCCAGGAGAACAGGGAGGAUGCUGGUGGCAAGAAGGCUCGCCUAGAGGUAGAGGCUGAGACCCCCACUUCCGAGGGGCCGCCUGUCCCUGAGUCCAGUGUACCCCAGGCUCCCCCAUCGCCCAGGAGGGAGGCCGAGGCCGGGGCCCUGUGCGCCCUGUGUGGAGAGCGGCUCUACGUCCUGGACCGCCUCUGUGCCGACGGCCAGUUUUUCCACCGGGCCUGCUUCCGCUGCCAUGUCUGUGAGGCCACGCUGUGGCCAGGGGGCUACGGACAGCACCCAGGAGACGGACGUUUCUACUGCCUCCAGCACCUGCCCCAGCCAGGCCUCAAAGAGGACGCCAGUGACAGAGGCCCCGAGAGGCAGGCCCCCUCGACGCCGUCUGAGAAUAGCAUGCCAUCGAGCCCCUCAGCCCCCACAGCUCCCCAGGAGGGGACCAGUCCUGUCCCAGGGCCCAGCCAGUCCGCCCGUCGGCUGAUCCGCCUUUCGAGCCCAGAGCGCCAGAGGCUGUCCUCACUCAGCCUCACCUCUGACCCAGACCCGGACCCUCCACCCAAGCCGCCCCGCAGCUCUCCUGCCUUGGGACACCAGGCCCUGGAGGGCAGCCCUGUGGGCUGGGGCUUGGCCAUCCCGAUCCCUCAAGUUCUUAAGGCAAUGGAAGUGGAGGAGUCUCCGUCCUCCAGCGAAGAGGAAGAGGACGCCGGGGAAGAGGUGGCCUUGGAGCCAGAUGUGGAACAGACCCUGCGGACCCUGGCCAGGGACUGUGGCACCCUGGACAGGUACCCAACCUGGCGUCAGUCUCUGCUGCGCCAUGCCAGGGAGGAGGAGAUGAAGAGGUUCUCCAAGGCCCAGGCCAUCCAGAGGCGACUACAUGAGAUCGAGGCUGCCCUGAGGGAGCUGGAGGCCAGGGGCAUGAGGCUGGAGCUGGCCCUGCGGAGCCAGUGCAGUUCCCCCGAACAGCAGAAGGCCCUGUGGCUGGAACAGUUGCUUCAGCUGGUUCAGAAGAAAAACAGCCUAGUGGCUGAGGAGGCUGAGCUCAUGAUCACGGUGCAGGAACUGAACCUGGAAGAGAAGCAGUGGCACCUGGACCAGGAGCUGCGGCGCUACAUGAAACGGGAAGAAAGCCUGAAGACAGCUGCCGACCGGCUGGCGGAGAGCCAGGUCCUGAGGACGCUGCUGGACGUGGUGAACCAGCGGGACGCCCUCAUCCGCUUGCAGGAGGAGCACAGGCUCCGGGAGCUGGCCUCGGGGCCCGGGACCCACGGCUAGAGGACUGCCGGCUCCUGCUGCCUUCCCUGCAGAAAGACCUCACCCCGGGACUCUGCUGCCCUGCUGCUGGGCUGCCUCGGAAAGGGCCUCCCUGUUUACAGUAAAGGUGUUCGCCACAGA